Molecule: messenger RNA, 153 nt
Organism: Fomitiporia mediterranea MF3/22
Lineage: Eukaryota; Fungi; Basidiomycota; Agaricomycetes; Hymenochaetales; Hymenochaetaceae
Exons: 2
Coding region: 1-153 (50 amino acids)
Source: RefSeq, a predicted model, not a curated record
AUGAGCGGGAAGAUACAAAGCCCCGAAAUAGCAGUCCACUACAGACACGUCGCUCUCGACGCUCAUUACGGAGCGAGGACUGCGCGAGACAUAGCCGUUGGCGAUCCCCGUCCGUUCUGGGAUAUCGACGCUGUCGAGAGACGCGAAGGCUGA